Messenger RNA from Tarenaya hassleriana, 1850 nucleotides. Its product is annotated as probable serine/threonine-protein kinase At5g41260. Gene Ontology annotation, biological process: protein phosphorylation; brassinosteroid mediated signaling pathway. The record is from RefSeq and is a predicted model, not a curated record. Bases 186 to 1649 code for a protein of 487 amino acids. Gene Ontology annotation, molecular function: protein binding; protein kinase activity; ATP binding. The transcript has 11 exons. Lineage: Eukaryota; Viridiplantae; Streptophyta; Magnoliopsida; Brassicales; Cleomaceae.
GAUGGGGCGGUGAGGGAUGUGGCAUUGUCAUGAUGGAUCGCAAGAGAUAAAUUAAAAAAAAAAAAGAUGGAAACUUUGGAUCCAAAAAUACCUUUUUCCCCACUGUCUGUCUGGCGUUUUCUCGGUAACCAAACAAAGUGAAAAAGCUUCCAUCUUUCAAAAGGUUUUGAUUGAGCCUGAAGCCAAUGGGAGCUCGCUGCUCCAAGCUCUCUCUGUGUUUGUGGUCGACCCAUCUGAAAUCCAAUCUCAACGAUGCUUCUGAUCUAGAGAAUGGGACGGAGGACUUGCCCGCGUUCACGGAGUUCAGCCUCGACCAACUACGAGCUGCCACAUCAGGAUUCUCGACAGACUGCAUCGUAUCUGAGCACGGUGUUAAAGCUCCCAAUGUUGUGUACAGAGGCAGGCUCCAAGACGACAGGUUGAUCGCCGUUAAACGAUUCAACAGAUCCGCUUGGCCCGACCCUCGUCAAUUUCUCGAUGAAGCAAAGGCUGUGGGGCAGUUAAGGAAUGAGAGGUUGGCGAACUUGAUAGGAUGUUGCUGCGAUGGAGAUGAGAGAUUGCUCGUUGCAGAGUUUAUGCCUAACGAAACUCUGUCUAAGCAUCUCUUCCACUGGGAGAACCAGCCAAUGAAGUGGACUAUGAGACUGAGAGUGGCUCUGCAUCUCGCACAAGCACUCGAGUAUUGCAGCAGCAAAGGCCGGGCCUUGUACCAUGAUCUUAAUGCUUACAGGGUCUUGUUUGACCAGGAUGGUAACCCAAGACUAUCUUGCUUCGGCCUUAUGAAGAAUAGUAGGGAUGGCAAGAGUUAUAGUACAAAUUUGGCUUUCACCCCUCCCGAGUAUCUAAGAACAGGGAGAGUUAUAGCAGAGAGUGUAGUCUACAGCUUUGGGACCCUGCUGCUAGAUCUUCUCAGCGGCAAACACAUACCACCUAGCCAUGCACUUGAUCUUAUCCGUGGCAAGAAUUUUCUUAUGCUGAUGGAUUCUUGUCUUGCGGGUCAUUUCUCGAAUGAUGAUGGGACUGACUUAGUCCGGUUGGCUUCACGUUGUUUACAAUAUGAACCUCGAGAAAGGCCGAAUGUGAAAUCUCUUGUGACUUCACUCGCUCCUCUUCAGAAAGAAACCGAUGUUCCAUCAUAUGUGCUGAUGGGCAUUCCACAUGGAACUACUUCUCCCAAGGAAACGGCAUUGACACCUCUUGGUGAUGCUUGUUCAAGACUUGAUCUCACUGCUAUACACGAAAUUCUCGAGAAGAUUGGCUAUGAAGACGACGAGGGCAUAGCAAACGAGCUCUCGUUCCAAGUGUGGACAGACCAGAUACAGGAGACACUGAACUCCAAAAAACAUGGAGAUGCUGCUUUCAGAAACAAGGACUUUGUUACAGCCAUAGAAUCUUACACACAGUUCAUCGAGGGUGGUACAAUGGUAUCACCGACUGUAUUUGGAAGGCGGUGUUUGUGUUAUCUGAUGUGUGAAAUGCCACAAGAAGCUCUUGGAGAUGCAAUGCAGGCACAAGUAGUGUCGCCUGAGUGGCCAACUGCUUUCUAUCUUCAGGCUGCCGCUCUCUUCAGCCUCGGAAUGGACAACGACGCCCGCGAAACCCUAAAAGACGGAACUUUCUUGGAAGCUAAGAAACAUAGCAGAACCUGAAACCUCAAACUGUAUAGGCUUCAUCUUUGAUCCUCUGUUGCUGAUUUUGUCUUUCUCACUUUGAACUUUUCUUCAGCUUUGUUUCGGUUUUUUGGCAUUUGAGCUGAGAGCUCGUUUGAACUUUAGGUUUGCAAGUUGAAUAGAUCAAUUCAACUGUGAUUGCAAUUCACGGCAAUGAAUGAAUGGAAUCACAUUUAUAUU